AAAAAAAAAAACCCUUGCCCUGUCUCUCACUUUGCUUUCAAAUUUCAUCGCAUUUUUUUCAUUUCUCUUGAGAGAAAGGGAAAUGAAAGUUAAAUAAAUAAAAUCAAAGCGACCGUACAAUCGAUUUAAAUAAUGGUUUCUGCUUUUAUAGUUUUAUUUCUCUUUUAGAUCUGAUCGCAGAUCUUGAAUCGCCAGCGUUUCUCUUCAAUUUUUCCUCUUUCUCUGGGUUAAUAAAAUUGCAAGGAUUAUUGGAAAUCGCAUUUUCGAAGAAUUUACUUUCAUGUUUUACUUCGGAUUCGGAUUUUCUUCAUUUUGCAACGUUGAUAAACAGAUCUUAAAAAUUGGCUCCGCAAAGGCGAUCGCAGCGCCACAUGGGUGGCCAGAUGCAGCAAAGCAAUGCUGCAGCGACGGCUUUAUACGAACACGCCGGCGCUGGGUCCUUGCACAAUGCGGGUCCCGCUGGCGAUGCCGGUGAUGCCGUUAUGGCGCGAUGGUUGCAGUCUGCUGGAUUGCAGCAUCUGGCCUCUCCGUUGGCUUCUACGGCCAUCGACCAACGCCUCCUUCCCACUCUCCUCAGGCAGGGUUAUGAAGCUCAAUCUGCAGAAGAGAAGCAGAGGCAAUUCAAAUUAAUGAGGAACCUCAAUUUUAAUGGAGAAUCUGGGUCAGAACCAUACACACCAACUGCCCAAAAUUCAGGAGGCCCAGCUUCAUCUGAUGGGUUCUAUUCGCCAGAUUUCAGGGGGGAUUUUGGAGCUGGGCUUUUGGAUCUUCAUGCUAUGGAUGAUACAGAGCUUCUGUCUGAGCAUGUUAUCUCAGAACCUUUUGAGCCAUCACCAUUCAUUCCUGGUGUUAAUAAAGCAUUUGAAAAUGAAUUUAAUGUGACAACUAGCUGGCAGCAAAAAGAGCAAAGUGAUGCUGAUGCCUCCGCUUCAUUAUUCUCUGCCAAUGAAAAAGAAAUCAGCCCAAGGGAAAAUAAUGUUGCUAAGAUUAAAGUUGUGGUACGUAAAAGACCAUUAAACAAGAAGGAGAUUUCUCGGAAGGAGGAUGAUAUAGUAACUGUGAGUGAUAAUGCUUUAACUGUCCAUGAACCUAAGCUAAAGGUGGACUUGACAGCCUAUGUAGAGAAGCAUGAGUUCUGUUUUGAUGCUGUUCUGGAUGAGCAUGUUACCAAUGACAAGGUUUAUCAUGUUACUAUUGAGCCAAUUAUUCCCAUCCUUUUUCAGCGAACAAAAGCCACUUGUUUUGCAUAUGGGCAAACAGGUAGUGGCAAGACAUUCACAAUGCAACCAUUACCUCUCAGAGCUGCACAAGACCUUAUUAGAUUCUUGCAUCAGCCAGUCUAUCGCAAUCAGAGAUUUAAAUUGUGGCUUAGCUAUUUUGAGAUAUAUGGUGGAAAACUCUUUGACCUUCUGACUGAUAGAAAGAAACUUUGUAUGAGAGAAGAUGGGAGACAACAAGUCUGCAUUGUUGGACUGCAAGAAUUUGAGGUGUUAGACGUGCAAAUUGUGAAGGAAUGCAUUGAGAGGGGAAAUGCCGCUAGAAGCACAGGAUCUACUGGUGCAAAUGAGGAAUCUUCAAGGUCACAUGCUAUUUUACAACUGGCCAUCAAGAAGCAUCCUGAGAUAAAGGAGUCCAAGCGCAACAAUGAUGGGAAUGAGUCUAAAGGUGGGAAGGUUGUGGGAAAGAUUUCUUUUAUUGAUCUUGCUGGCAGUGAAAGAGGUGCAGACACCACUGACAAUGACCGGCAAACUAGGAUUGAGGGUGCAGAAAUUAAUAAGAGCCUUUUGGCUCUUAAGGAGUGCAUUCGUGCUCUGGACAAUGACCAGAUCCAUAUACCAUUUCGUGGGAGCAAACUCACUGAAGUGCUCCGUGACUCUUUUGUUGGUGACUCAAGGACAGUUAUGAUCUCGUGUAUUUCUCCAAAUGCAGGUUCAUGUGAACACACUCUCAAUACUCUGAGAUAUGCUGAUAGGGUUAAAAGUCUUUCCAAAAGUGGUAAUCCCAAAAAGGAUCAGGCUGUAAAUUCUUUACCACCAAGUAAUAAGGAUGCUUCUUCAGCAUCUUCUCUGUCAGCUACUGCAGAUGUAGAAGAUGCUUAUGAGCGACUGCAAGAAGUAAAAGUUGUUGAUACAGGUCGAAGGGCUGUAGAGAAAGAUGUUUACACUGUUGACUUUGACAACCAACCCUCAACUUUUUUGCCAAGUUACCCUUUCAAUGAGAGGGAGGAAAGUGGAAUGGUUUCUGGCCCAACAGAUAGGGAGAAGUUUGAAGUGAAUAAUUCUUAUGGUGGUUCUACAAAUCGAAGAGUUUACUCAUCAAAUUUUCAAAAUUCAGCUGAUACAGAAGAGAAAGUGCAGAAGGUAUCACCACCUCGUAGAAAAGUGACAAGAGAAGAAAAAUCGGAGAAGACAGGGAAUUGGACCAAGACAGAUGGAGGGGGAUCUGAUUUUUCCUCUAUGAACAUUAGGCUGGCAAAUGCUGUUAAUUAUAAGAACAACAAUAAUGUUGGACGAAGACAAUAUGAUCCUGAGCCUCCCUCUGAUGGGAAUAUUGAUGCAAUACUUGAGGAGGAAGAGGCUCUGAUUGCUGCUCACAGAAAAGAAAUUGAGGAUACAAUGGAGAUUGUUCGUGAAGAAAUGAAGCUUUUGGCAGAGGUGGAUCAACCAGGCAGCCUCAUUGACAACUAUGUGACCCAGCUGAGCUUUAUGCUUUCACGCAAGGCUGCUGGUCUGGUCAGCCUUCAAGCUCGCCUUGCCAGGUUCCAGCAUCGACUGAAAGAGCAGGAGAUACUGAGCAGGAAGAGAGUUCCUCGUUAAGGCAACACAUUGUUCUCUGCAUCAGACCCUGUCCUGCAUCAAUGUUGCUGUUCACAUAAUGUUUCCUGCUGAUACAAUAGCAAUGGUGAUGAUUCAGGUGCAUCCUUAUGUGAUCCUUUACUUGUCAAAAUGCAUUGUUUAGAUGAACCUCAAGUGUUCUUGUUGAGAUUGGUAUGGAUUUGUGGCCUUCUUUUUUCAGUUGUGACAAAGGAAAUGUUUUCCUAUGUCAUUCUAGGAAAGGAGAAAAAGGAAAAUAGUGUUUUUUUUUCUCUUUUUCCAUUUACAUUUCUUAAAAAGUAUUUUUUCUUUCUCACCUCAAAAGCAACUUGUGCAUGUAAUAUUCUAGCUUUAAGAAAUAUGAAUGUUUGUUCUUAAUAAAUUGCGAGUUAUGUCAAAUGAAAUAUUUUGUAUGCAGCUCAAAUUUUGCUCUUUACAGUCAUAAAAAUAAAUUUUUAUGAUAAAAAUAUUACUAAAAUUAUUUUUUAAUUUUAGUAUACAAAAGGGAAAUGAUAUGGGAAGAUGUUCAAAGAAAGAGGAGAGACCUUUGAUACAAGCAAAAACCUAUUACUUUCCAAGACAUCUACUCUUCAGAAAAUUGUGCUGCCUUUCCCUACAUCCCCUGGCUUGUAUUUAUAAUUAAAGUACUAUUCCAACUCCCUAGUAAAUGCCUUCUUAGUAGCCAAAACUACACAAGCAGGGAUACCUGUA
Molecule: messenger RNA, 3524 nt
Organism: Durio zibethinus
Lineage: Eukaryota; Viridiplantae; Streptophyta; Magnoliopsida; Malvales; Malvaceae
Product: kinesin-like protein KIN-13A
Biological process (GO): microtubule depolymerization; microtubule-based movement
Cellular component (GO): microtubule
Molecular function (GO): microtubule binding; microtubule motor activity; ATP binding
Source: RefSeq, a predicted model, not a curated record